This is a messenger RNA of Capronia coronata CBS 617.96, 1272 nucleotides long. RefSeq names its product acetate kinase. Gene Ontology annotation, molecular function: acetate kinase activity. The record is from RefSeq and is a predicted model, not a curated record. The coding region runs from base 1 to 1272 and encodes 423 amino acids. The transcript is spliced from 3 exons. Lineage: Eukaryota; Fungi; Ascomycota; Eurotiomycetes; Chaetothyriales; Herpotrichiellaceae. Gene Ontology annotation, biological process: phosphorylation; acetate metabolic process.
AUGACCGUCAUCAUCAUCUCCAUCAACGCCGGCAGUUCGUCGCUCAAGACCACCCUGUUUAUCGAGGAAGAUGACGCCGCAGGCAAUAAGAACCUCCGACGAUUGGGCAGCGCCGAGAUAUCCGCCAUCAAUCAGCCUCCAGCCAAGUUGAAAUACAAGCGAGGCUCUUACAAAGACACUGCCGAGCUCGGCCAGAUCCACGACCAUACUGGUGCCUUUGAGCAUGCGCUCAAUGCCUUCGUCACAGACUCCGAAAUCCCUGAGGUCUCCAAGAAGGAGGACAUCCAGUAUGCAUGCCACAGAGUGGUGCAGGGAGGGCGCUUUCGUGAGGAUCAGCUCCUCACCAAGGAGACCUUUGAUAUAAUCAACAAGUUGUCGGAUCUGGCACCAUUACACAAUGCCGCUGCGGUCUCCCUCAUGCUUGCCUGCCACCGACACCUUCCCAAAGUCAUCAAUGUCGCAUGUUUCGACUCUGGUUUCCAUCAGACAAUGCCCGACUAUGUCAAGAGUUAUGCGAUAGAUCAGAAGAUUGCCGAGCAGAAAGGACUGCGUAAAUAUGGCUUCCAUGGACUCAGUUACAAAUACAUGACAAGGCGGAUAGCUCGACACCUGGGAAAGCCAGAGUCCGAGUUGAACAUGAUAGCCUUACAUCUGGGAAGUGGUGCUUCGGCCUGUGCCAUCAAGAAUGGAGAGUCCAUAGACACCACGAUGGGCCUGACGCCGGUCUCAGGCUUGCCAGGUGGCACCAGGACCGGAGACAUUGAUCCCAGCUUGGUCUUCCACUACACUUCCGACGCGAGUGCGCUCAGCCCGAAUAGCACCAAAGACCUUCACAUCUCGACCGCCGAAGAAAUCCUGAACAAGCAGUCGGGCUGGAAAGCUUUGACUGGGACCACCGAUUUCUCGAAAAUCGCCGACCCGAAUGCGCCGGACACCCACAAACUGGCUUUCAACAUCUUCGUCGACCGGGUUGUCGGCUACAUCGGCAACUACUAUGUGAAGUUGGGGGGCAAUGUUGAUGCUCUGGUCUUUGCCGGUGGGAUCGGCGAGAAGAGUGUGUAUCUGCGCGAGGUCGUGACCCAGAAAGUGUCCUGCCUGGGCUUCACGCUCGACCAUGAAAAAAACCAGAACGCCGCCGAAGGGGGCGAUGUAGUCGAUAUUGGAUCGAGCGACAAGCAGCGAACACUGGUGUGUGAGACGGACGAAGACUACGAGAUGGCGUGGAACACUGCCAUGCAUCCCCAGCGAGCGACAAGCUCGACCCUGUGGUAG